Chilo suppressalis (striped riceborer) is the source of this 918-nucleotide messenger RNA. The record is from the annotation of a GenBank genome assembly. NCBI's taxonomy places the organism in Eukaryota, Metazoa, Arthropoda, Insecta, Lepidoptera, Crambidae.
AUGGAGCUGCUGUGCGCGGAGCGCGUGAGCCCUGCUAGCGAGGGCGCGGGCGCAGCUAGGGCGGUGCCGCAGGUCGCUGCGCACGACCCGGUACUGCUGCGGCGGCGCGUGCUGGACAACCUGCUGCGCACCGAGGAGCGCUACGCCGUCACCGCCAACUACUUCGGCACCGUGCAGACCGACAUCACCCCCAACAUGCGCCGCCUCGUCGCCGAGUGGAUGCUAGAGGUAUGCGAAGACCAAGGUUGCCAGGAGGAAGUGUUCCCAUUGGCGGUGUCGUACUUGGAUAGGUUUUUGAGCGUGUGUGCGGUGCGCAAAAGUCAAGUGCAACUGCUGGGCACCACAUGUUUGCUGCUGGCAUCAAAGCUGCGGGAGCCGAGUUCAAGAUGCCUACCCGCUGAACUACUCAUCUUCUACACAGCCAACAGUAUCACCUUGGCCGACCUCUGCAGCUGGGAGUUGCUGGUGCUAUCAAAGCUAAAGUGGGAUGUGGCUGGCGUGACAGCGCACGAUUUCCUACCGCUCCUUCUGUCGCGGCUACCGCUGCGGGGUCUCGUCAACACUGAGAUGGUGCAACGCCACGCGCAAACCUUCAUCGCACUCGCAGCCAGAGAUUACCACUUCACGUUGUACUCUGCGAGCUCGCUAGCUGCUUGCAGUAUCGCGGCAGCACUGCGGGGUCUAAGCUUAGACGGCCACUUGGUUCUCUUGCAAGAAUUGACACGGAUUGAUUUGGACUGUCUCCAGACAUGCUUGGAACAAAUCGAAGCGAUGGUCGACAACAUGAUAGAGGAGAGGUCCAUCUCAAUCCCAAACGGCCAGAGCAGGGAGGCAGCGGGUUGGACCCCCCCUCCCAGCCAGGACAAGGCGCACAGUAACGCCGCUACGCCCACCGACGUCAGAGACGUGCACUUCUGA